Saprolegnia diclina VS20 is the source of this 3821-nucleotide messenger RNA. RefSeq names its product adenosinetriphosphatase. Gene Ontology annotation, cellular component: intracellular anatomical structure; nucleolus. Gene Ontology annotation, molecular function: ATP hydrolysis activity; ATP binding; RNA binding. Gene Ontology annotation, biological process: maturation of SSU-rRNA from tricistronic rRNA transcript (SSU-rRNA, 5.8S rRNA, LSU-rRNA). NCBI's taxonomy places the organism in Eukaryota, Oomycota, Saprolegniomycetes, Saprolegniales, Saprolegniaceae. The record is from RefSeq and is a predicted model, not a curated record. The transcript has 14 exons. Bases 10 to 3789 code for a protein of 1259 amino acids.
UUUUCGAGCAUGGCCAAGGGCAACAAGAAGCGCGUGCUAACGCCGGCCGUGGCCCCGACGCCGACUGCCGAUGUGCCCAUGGAUGACACCGAGCAUGAAGGCCUUCUCUCCAAGGAGCUCAUGGAGGAGCUCGGCGGCAACGAGGAAGAGCUGCUGAUCAUGACCAAGAAGAAGAAGACCGAGAAGAAGCCCGAGGCGAUCAGCGAAGAGGUCAUGGCACAAGCCAAGAAGCUCAGCAAGACGAAGCGCAAGAAGAUUGCGCAGCUCGAAGCACGCAAGGCCAAGGAGGCCAAGCGUGAUGUCGUGCUCCAGUCGCUCGAGUCGCAGCAGCUGCCGCAAGCGCAUCUGAACCUUAUGUACUCGACCGCGCGUCUCGGGCACAAGGAGACCCUUCGCGAGCGUCUGCGCCGGUCCGUCAACCAGGAAAAGGCUGGCCUUACGCUCACGGACGCUGCGCGGAGCGAGCUCUACCAGGAGAAGCCCGUCGUCGACGAGUACGACAUGGACACGGCCGAGUCGACGCCGGUGUCUGCCGCGACGACAACCGCCGCGCCCACGACGACCGCGACCACGAACUCCAACGCAGCGGCUGUCAAGAAGAAGAAGUCCAAGAGCAUCGUCAACGUUGUGCAGAUGCCAUCGGCGACCCCGGCGGUUGCAACGCUGGCGCCCGAAGCCACCAUGUCGGAGGCUGUCUCCUCGUCGUCGCAGUCGGCUCUGAUGGCCAAGCUUCUCGAGCUCCGCCAAAAGAACGAAGAAAAGCGCCUGCAAAAGCUGGCGGGUACGGUCGCGCCUGUCGUUGCCGACAAGUACGCCGACGCGCCCAAGUACGUCCCGGCCGCCGUUCCGCUACCAACGACGUCUGAGAUGGUCGCGAUCGCCGAGACGCUGCCGGUCGUUGCAGUCAAGAAGACGCUUGUGGCGGUCAACCGCAUCGAGUCGAUCCAGCUCUCGCGCAUGCAGCUGCCCGUGUGCAGCUCGGAGCAAGAGAUCAUGGAGGCCAUUUCGCUCCACCCUGUCGUCAUUCUCUGCGGUGAGACGGGCAGUGGCAAGACGACGCAAGUGCCGCAGUUCCUCUACGAAGCCGGCUACGGCUUUGACGAACACAACCCGGGCAUGAUUGGCGUGACGCAGCCGCGUCGUGUCGCUGCCGUAAGCACGGCCCAGCGCGUCGCGACCGAGCUCAACGUCCCCUUUGGCAAGCACGGGUCGGUCGGGUACCAGAUCCGGUACGAUAACGAGCACGUGGGUCAGCAGACGCGCAUCAAGUUUAUGACGGACGGUAUUUUGCUCAAGGAAAUCCAGCAAGAUUUCUUGCUUAAAAAGUACUCGAUCAUCCUCCUCGAUGAAGCCCACGAGCGCAACGUCAACACGGAUAUCCUCAUCGGUCUUCUUUCGCGUGUCGCGCCCUUCCGCGCGCAAAUGGCUGCCGAAGAGCAGGAAAUGUACGCGUCCAUGACGCCCGAAGAGCGGGCGAGUGCGCCGCCGCCGCUCAAGCCGCUCAAGCUCGUGAUCAUGUCGGCGACGCUGCGGGUCGAAGAUUUCACCAUGAACAAGACGCUCUUCCCGUCGCCGCCGCCAGUCAUCAAGGUCGACGCGCGUCAGUACCCUGUCUCGGUGCAUUUCAACAAACACACGGAGCUCAACGACUAUGUCCACGCCGCCUAUCAAAAGGUCUCCAAGAUCCACCGCAAGCUGCCCGACGGUGCCAUUCUCGUCUUCUUGACGGGUCAGCGCGAGAUUCUCCAGCUGUGUCGCAAGCUGCGCCGCACCAUGGGCUCCAAGAUCACGCGAAAAGCCCGCAAGCUCUCUCGGCGCAACCAAGGCGAGUCGGAUGCGAACGACGACUGGUUUGCCCGCGAGCACGACGACGACGACGAGGAGGCGGACGUUGAAGAGGCCGAGCUCCUUGGUGACGAAGUCCUUUUGGACGAGAAGGACUCGGACGCGUCCGACUCGGAAGAAGAAAACGACCACCAGCCGGAAGACGACGAGGAAGGCUCGACGGAGAACUCGACGCCGUACGUGCACGUGCUCCCGCUCUACUCGAUGCUGGCCAACGACGAACAGAUGAAGGUCUUUGAGGCGCCGCCGCCCAAGCACCGGUUGAUUGUGGUGGCAACCAACGUGGCCGAGACGUCGCUGACGAUUCCUGGCGUUCGGUAUGUGGUCGAUGCGGGCCGCACGAAAGAGCGCGUGUUCGACUUGAAGACGGGUAUUUCCGAGUUUCAAGUGCAGUGGAUCAGCAAGGCGAGUGCCGAUCAGCGCGCGGGUCGUGCUGGCCGUACCGGCCCCGGCCACUGCUACCGCUUGUACUCGUCGGCCGUGUACGAGAAUGAAUUCCCCAAGUUUUCGCCGCCCCAGCUCUUGACGCAGCCGAUCGAAGACGUCAUCUUGCAGAUGAAGGCCAUGGGCAUUGAGCGCAUCCUCAACUUUCCGUUCCCGACGCCGCCCGAAGCUGUCGCGCUCAAGGCGGCAAUGACGACGCUCAUGCACCUCGGGGCGCUCAACAUGGAGAACGACACGAUCACGAGCCUCGGGCGGACGCUCGCGCUCUUCCCCGUCGCGGCCCGGUUUGCCAAGAUGCUCCUGAUCGCCAAGCAGGUCGGGUGCCUCGAGUACAUCAUUGCGGUCGUCGCAAGUCUGACGGGACAACCGCCAUUCGUGCUCGCGGUCGAGCGCAAGGAUCAGGAAGCGGACGCGGACGCACCGGACGAGCCGGUCAUUUCGCCCGAAGAAAUGAGUGACGACAUGGCCAAGGAGUGGAAGGAAGCCGAGGAGAUGCGCAAGCACAGCCAGUGGGUCGACGAAGAAAGCGACGUCCUCGGCAUGCUGCGCGCGGCCGGUGCAUACGCCUACUCUGGCGCGUCGCCAGCGUUUUGCGACGAAAACCACCUGCAUGCCAAGAUCAUGGAGCAAAUGCUCAAGCUGCGCAGCCAGCUCACGCUGAUCGUCAACAAGCUCUUUGCGAGCGACGCGAGCUACACGCCCGUGGCCCUGCACCCCAACAUGCCGCCGCCGAGCCCCGAGGAGCAAGACACAAUUCGCCAAAUCGUCGCGGCCGGGUACCUCGACCACGUUGCCCACCGCGCACCGCCGGGCACCAUCACGGAAGGCACCAAGAUCGAGCGCAACUGCGCGUACGUUUCGUGCAGCGGCAUUGUGAACGAGCCGAUUUACAUUCAUCCGCACUCGCACGUCUUUACACGCGAGCCGGCCAAGCUGCCGUCGUUUGUGGUCUACAACACCAUUGUCCGGUCGUCGCGCGCGUGCAUGAAGACCGUCACGUCGAUCGAGCCCGACUGGCUCUUUGCAAUUGCGCAGUCGUCGCCGCUCUGCAAGCUCUCGGAGCCGCUGACGGCGCCCGCGCCGCGCUACAACGCAGCCUUGGACCGCGUCGACUGCUUUGUCAAGCCCGUGUACGGCGUGCACCAAUGGGAGCUGCCCGUCGUGACGGUCGAGUACCCCGCGGGGACGAUGCGCGUGCGCUGGUUUGCGCGCUGCCUCUUGGACGGCGCGGUCGUGCCGUCGCUCCUGCCGUUUGCGACGCGGCUCAAGGAGCCCAGUGCCUCGCUCUUGCGCAAGAAGUUUGACGCCAAGAUCCAGCUGCUCGUCAUGGCCCUCGAGCGAAAUGACAUUGCCACGCGCGCCACGCUCUCCGCGCAGUGGAAGAAGAACCCCAAGUUUCUCCUCGACGAACUCCUCAAGUGGGUCAAAGACGAGCACAAGACGUCGCUCACCAAGGCGUGGCCGUCCAUCGUGCAGACCGAGCUCGCGCGGACACGUUAGGAAAAUGACAAAUUGUGUAUGGUUGAUUGUCC